AGCCGGGAGGGAGAAAGGGAAGUGCCUUUGAUCUCUCUUCUCCUCAGUGGAGUGAUAGCGAUUAGAUGGCAACAGAGGAUGUGAAGAGGAGCGAAUCGGCAGCAGUAUCAACGAUCGUGAAUCUGGCGGAGGAAGCGAGGGAAGGAGUCAAAGCUCCGAGUUAUGCUGUCCUCAGCAUCUGCAAGUCUCUCUUCGCCGGUGGCGUCGCUGGUGGGUCACGAACUGCAGUUGCACCUCUGGAAAGGAUGAAGAUAUUGCUUCAGGUCCAAAAUCCACAUAACAUAAAGUCUAGUGGGACAGUCCAAGGGUUGAAGUAUAUUUGGAGAACGGAGGGGCUUCGUGGUCUGUUCAAAGGAAACGGCACCAACUGUGCUCGUAUUGUUCCUAAUUCUGCUGUCAAAUUUUUCAGCUAUGAGCAAGCUUCCAAAAAAUGCACAACUCACUCCUGUUUUGAGGCUUGGAGCUGGUGCAACUGCUGGCAUAAUAGCCAUGUCUGCGACAUACCCUAUGGAUAUGGUUCGUGGAAGACUAACUGUCCAGGUAACUUUUUUGUAAUAGCUAGAGCCUUACUAGUCAUCUUUGUUAACUCUGCAAACAUUGAUGAUAUUUCAAACAGACUGCGAACUCUCCUUAUCAAUAUAGAGGAAUUGCACAUGCUUUGUCAACUGUCGUGCGUGAGGAAGGUCCACGUGCCUUGUACCGUGGUUCCUUAUGUGGGCUUGAACUUUGCUGUCUACGAGUCUCUAAAGGACUGGCUAGUUAAAGACAAUCCAUUCGGACUGGUGGAGAACAAUGAGCUGACCAUUAUAACGAGACUCUCUUGUGGUGCUAUAGCUGGAACGGUUGGUCAAACGAUUGCUUAUCCGCUGGAUGUGAUUCGUAGGAGAAUGCAAAUGGUGGGGUGGAAAAGUGCGUCCUCUGUUGUUACAGGAGAGGGGAGAAGCAAGGCUUCGCUUGAAUACAACGGUAUGGUUGAUGCAUUUAGGAAGACAGUUCGUCAUGAAGGCUUAGGAGCAUUGUACAAGGGUUUGGUUCCCAACUCAGUGAAGGUGGUACCAUCAAUUGCGAUUGCAUUUGUGACAUAUGAGAUGGUGAAAGACGUUUUAGGAGUUGAGUUUAGGAUAUCAGACUGAGUCAGUUUGAUGAUAUCUUCAAGAAGAGAGCACACUUUCUAUUUUUGUAGCCGAGGAGACAGAAGAGAAGCUCGAAACUUAGGUGCUUUUAUUUGAAUCUCCUGCCAGCAUCCGUUGAAGGGAUGAAAGGCUAUAGGGCUUUAGCCAGACUUUCUAUUUCUUUCAUCUUUUUUCGUUCUUUCUUUCUAUUUAUAGAUUGAGUGUUCUUCUGAUAAUCAAAUAAGUGAGAGGCCAACUAUAGAUAGCAAAACCUAUUUGCUACUACUGAGUUUGUGCUUACAGGUUUUGGUUGUCUUAAAUUUCCAUUAUUUUUAUCUCUUAUGGAUUAGUUGAAUAAUUCAUGUGUGUUUUUGAAGAG
Molecule: messenger RNA, 1491 nt
Organism: Brassica oleracea var. oleracea
Lineage: Eukaryota; Viridiplantae; Streptophyta; Magnoliopsida; Brassicales; Brassicaceae
Product: mitochondrial adenine nucleotide transporter ADNT1-like
Exons: 6
Coding region: 66-1133 (355 amino acids)
Biological process (GO): transmembrane transport
Source: RefSeq, a predicted model, not a curated record